Messenger RNA from Phycomyces blakesleeanus NRRL 1555(-), 905 nucleotides. RefSeq lists its product as hypothetical. The record is from RefSeq and is a predicted model, not a curated record. Gene Ontology annotation, cellular component: ribosome; cytosolic large ribosomal subunit. Gene Ontology annotation, molecular function: structural constituent of ribosome; mRNA binding. NCBI's taxonomy places the organism in Eukaryota, Fungi, Mucoromycota, Mucoromycetes, Mucorales, Phycomycetaceae. The coding region runs from base 18 to 626 and encodes 202 amino acids. Gene Ontology annotation, biological process: translation; negative regulation of translation. The transcript is spliced from 3 exons.
CAAAUAAAUAAAUAAAAAUGUCGACUUUUGAAAAGGUUGUUGUCAUUGAUGGUAAGGGUCAUCUCCUCGGUCGUCUCGCCUCCAUUGUCGCCAAGCAGGCUCUCAACGGCCAGAAGGUCGUCAUUGUCCGUUGCGAGGAACUCAACGUCUCUGGUGAAUUCUUCCGUAACAAGCUGAAGUACCACGCCUACCUCAACAAGCGUUGUGUUGUCAACCCCCGUCGUGGUCCUUUCCACUUCCGCGCUCCUUCCCGCAUCCUCUACAAGGCUAUGCGUGGUAUGGUUCCCCACAAGACCGCUCGUGGUGCUGCCGCUCUUGACCGCAUCAAGGUCUUCGAGGGUGUCCCCCCUCCCUACGAUCGCAUGAAGCGCAUGGUCAUCCCCGAUGCUCUCCGUGUUCUCCGUCUCAAGCCUGGACGCAAGUUCACCACCCUUGGCCGUAUCUCCCACGAGGUCGGAUGGAAGUACCAGGAUGUUGUUGCCAAGCUUGAGGAUAAGCGCAAGGCCAAGUCUUCUGCUUACUACGAGCGCAAGGCUGCCCUCAUCGCCAUCCAGAAGAAGGCUGUUGAGUCCAAGGCUGCUUCCCUCAAGACUGUCAAUGCUUCCAUUGCUGCCCUUGGUUAUUAAAGAAAAGUAAUAUAUAUUUCUGUUUAAAUACAAAAGAUGAAAAAAGAAACAGAAGUAUGUGCUAUUUUAUACACAAACACAUACACACAUACACACAUAAAUGCAUACAUUGGUAUAUGUGUAGGUUUAUGUGUAGGUUUAUGUGUGUUUGUGCUUGUAUAAAACCCAAUGAAAAAAAAUCCAUGAGAGAGGCAAGAUAGUUUGUACAUCUUUACCGAUCACUAUUGGCUAGAAUAAAAAUUGUAAAAAAGGAAGCCAUGGCUGAUAUUUUGUUUUCAG